UGUCAACUGUAGUGGAAAUGUUUAGAUUCUAGAAUUACUUGCUGACAAAGUUCUCUCACAGGCGGUAGCUGAAUGGUUGUGGUAAGGCUAAUUAUGUUGCUGUAUCUUCUCGCAAACUUGGGGGCAUUACAUUUGCUAAUUAUGGUUUUAUUUUUAUUUUUAAUGUCUAUGUUUUCUUAUGUUUUUAUGGAAUGAAUUAUUUGUGCAAUUAAGUAUUUGUUGCAAGUGAUUUGAUUCUGACGUAAUGACCUGAAAAGUGGACUUUUGUAGCUGGUUUUCCCUUAUAAUGAAUUGACAGACAAUAAGAAUGAAAAGGAAAGCAAAUGAGCUUAUAUUAACCAAGCAUUAUUUAUAUGUAUGGUAUUGUUGCUUGACACAGUUCCUCUUGCUUCAAGCAAUGUUGAACCAUGGUUGCCAUACUUUCAUUGCGUAGUCAGUUACCUACAUUUGAGAAAGAGUGUGUCGAAAUUCGACAUUUCAACUACUUUUGGAUAAAAUUGAAGGAAAUAUUAUCUCUAAGCUUGAAAAAUGGCGAAGAUGUUAUCUAAAUUUGACGACUGACUUUUAUUUUUCAAGUACGUCAUUUUAAUUGGACUGUUUCACGAUUUAUCACUAUCACGUGACCAGAACAUCCCACGAAAAUUUUCUUUAUAAAAUGAGAUUGCAAUAGGUGAUGCUCUAAUUGCUCUAAUUGUAGGGGUUUAGAUAAUGAUGGGACAAAGACCUAUAUCAAAAUGCACCAACAAAAGUCAAUUAGGCCAUGUCUUCUGUUGAGCACUUAGAAUUUGUCUUCUCUUCCUUUCUGACAAACGUACUCAAAAGAAAGCAAGAGAAGAGGAGAGAAGACCUACCAGAAAAGGAAAGGGGAGAGAGAAGUUUGAAGCAAAAGCAAUAGGAGAGUGUAUAUGGAAUUAAUAAGAAGAAUACUUAAAGGAGGUGGGUUUUGUGGAUGCAGAUAGAGGCCAAAUUGAAUUUGGAGCUGUGACAAAUGCAGAAAAUGAAGAGCCUUGGGAGCAUUUCCAAUAAUGGGAGGCUAUCAACAGAGGAGAACGAGGAUGAGGAAGUUUCAAGAUUGGCAAUAUCAGCAUGGGAAGCUAGAGAGGAAGAGAUUGAGAGGAAGAAGAUGGAAGUUAAGGAGAAAGUUGAACUUCAAUUGGGUCGUGCUGAGGAAGAAACUAGGCGUUUGGCACAGAUUUGGGAAGAGCUCGAAGUGAUGGGAGAUCCCUUGAGGAAGGAACUUGCAAAUGUAAGGAAGAAAAUCGACAUGGUUAACCGAGAGCUGAAGCCAUUGGGGCUGAGCUACCAGAAGAAGGAAAAAGAAUAUAAAGAAGCGCUGGAAAGCUUCAAUGAAAAGAACAAAGAAAAGGCUCAACUUGUAACCACACUGAUGGAGAUGCUGACCGAGAGCGAGAGAUUGAGGAUGCAGAAGCUAGAGGAGCUGAGCAAGAACAUAGAACCCACACAUUGAAAUUUCCUAAUGCUGAUCGGCAGAUUCCAUUGUCUAAUAUAUUCAAUUAGUACAUUUGGAAAUAAAUUUCUUGGAUGUAUGGAGAUUAAAGACUAUAGAGGAAUCUGCAUUCUUGGCAGAUGUACUGUUUCAUUGUAUCAAUCCAGAUAAGAGAAAUUCAAACUUCUAUGGUAAAACAGCAAUGCAAUUUUUCCAAAGGAAUCUUACAUUU
Molecule: messenger RNA, 1679 nt
Organism: Prunus dulcis (almond)
Lineage: Eukaryota; Viridiplantae; Streptophyta; Magnoliopsida; Rosales; Rosaceae
Exons: 4
Coding region: 989-1468 (159 amino acids)
Source: RefSeq, a predicted model, not a curated record